GGUUUCGUGGACUGGAAUUCCUGUGGGGCCCCAAAGAGGGUUGGCCUGAUAAUAUAUCAAAAUUUGGUGACACAAUAGAAGAAAAACGUGUAAAAGUACUACAUCACUUCGAAGAACGUGCGAUAUUCGAAUGGGAGAAAUUUUCCAGAUGGAAACGGUUGCUACGUCAUGUGGCUUUUGUUAAACGAUUCCCAGCUAAUAUACGCAAGAAAAUCGUCAAACAACCUGUUGAAAGCGGUCCACUAUCCCAUGAGGAACUAAAAGAAGCAGAGCUGACUAUACUUAAGUUCGUUCAAGAUUCCGAGUUUGCCAGAGAGAUUCAACACUUAAGGAAAUCUAAUCCAUUGCCAUGGAAGAACGUGUUGCCCAAAAAUAGUUCAUUGUACAAACUUAGCCCAAUUCUUGAGGUAGAUGGGUUAGUUCACAUGAAAGGUCGCAUAGAUGCUUGCGAAUUUGUGGAAGAGUGUACGAAACGCCCGAUAUUGCUGCCUAAGUGCAUUCCAGUUUCGGAUCUUAUUAUCGCCAGCAUUCACCAACGAUACUGCCACAUGAACCACCAGACGGCGCUCAACGAAAUCAAGCGUCGGUUCUAUAUUCCUAAGCUUCGUUCGGUGUAUAAUCGUGUUCGUAAGAGAUGCCAGCUUUGCAAAAUCCGCAAGGCAAAACCAGCCGUCCCUGAAAUGUCCGCUCUACCACCAAUGCGGUUGAAAGCCUUUUGUCGGCCAUUUUCAUAUGUAGGCAUUGAUUAUUUUGGGCCGAUGCACGUGGCUGUUGGCAGACGCACCGAAAAACGUUGGGGUGUGUUGAUUACUUGUCUCACUGUUCGAGCAAUACACCUCGAAAUUGCGCACACCCUCACAACAGAUUCAUGCAUCUUGGCCAUUAGGAAUUUCAUAGCCAGAAGAGGUUCCCCCUUGGAGAUAUUUAGCGAUCGCGGAACGAAUUUUGUUGGUGCAAGCCGUGAAUUGAAACAGGCACUACAGCAGAUAGAUCAGAACAAGCUGAUGGAACAUUUCACUACAACGGAUACAAAAUGGUCAUUCAACCCGCCAGCUUCUCCGCACUUUGGUGGCGCAUGGGAACGCCUCGUUCAGUCAGUGAAGAAAGCCUUGAAACACCUACAACUCACACGCACACCUACCGAUGAACUAUUAAGAAACAUGUUGGCAGAAAUCGAACUAAUUAUCAAUUCUAGACCGUUGACUGAAUUGCCACUAGACGAUGAGCUAUCAUCGCCGCUAACCCCGAACCAUUUCCUACUCGGGUCAUCAGACGGUUCUAAGCCACCGGUCACAUUCGAAGACAGUAGCUACGCCCUGAAGCACACAUGGAAGAUGUCGCAGGUCUACGCAAACAGGUUCUGGAAACGCUGGAUAGCUGAUUACCUGCCAACGUUAACGAGGAGAACAAAAUGGUUUUGUCCGGCGAAGCCCAUAGAAGUGGGAGACAUUGUCGUGUUGGUGGACGAGACACUUCCAAGAAAUUGUUGGCCGAAAGGACGAAUCAUCGACGCCGUCCGGUCCAAGGAUGGCCAGGUUCGAAGAGCUAUGGUGCAAACAGCUAGCGGAAUAUUGGAGAGACCAGCCAUAAAACUCGCCGUGUUGGAUGUUGGUGCGAUUGGGAGUACCUCGGAUCAAUGAUCGCGAAGUACUGGGGGGAGUGUCGCAACUUUUCAAGUUGCUACGCACCUACUAUUCAACAACAUUGGUUCGUGCUGGUAUAACCCUCUCUUUAGGUAUGCCUCUGCGCCAAAGACAUUUUCCACACCCGGUGACCGAUCAAGGGAUCGAUCGAAUUAACAGGUUACGCAAGGACAGGCAGAGAAAGGAACAAAAGACAUUAGCGAAUUGUUAUACGAAGUUAGUUCUUAUACGAAAAAUAUUUAAAAUAGCGAGAAUUUGUAAUUUCCUAUCAACUACGUGGCUGUUAAAAUAUAUUGCUGAACUCAUACGGUUAGAACAAAGGCAGUAAUUGCAAUCGAAGCCAAGAAUUUGCUAGGUUUAAUCGAGCAGCUGAAAUACAAAAAGAAGAACAGAAUUAAAACGUAAAAGGGACUAAAACGUAAGUUCUUAAACUUAUAUUAUUACAACGAAAGGAAAACACAAUUGAAUUGUAUAACAAAAAUACCUAUAUUU
This is a messenger RNA of Topomyia yanbarensis, 2135 nucleotides long. RefSeq lists its product as uncharacterized. Gene Ontology annotation, molecular function: nucleic acid binding. The coding region runs from base 426 to 1640 and encodes 404 amino acids. The record is from RefSeq and is a predicted model, not a curated record. Gene Ontology annotation, biological process: DNA integration. The transcript has 2 exons. Lineage: Eukaryota; Metazoa; Arthropoda; Insecta; Diptera; Culicidae.